Molecule: messenger RNA, 5641 nt
Organism: Coregonus sp. 'balchen'
Lineage: Eukaryota; Metazoa; Chordata; Actinopteri; Salmoniformes; Salmonidae
Source: the annotation of a GenBank genome assembly
AUGGUUCUGUUUGUUUGGUCUGGUCUGAUUGUAGAUCUCUUGGCUCGGCUGGAACGCCUGAGAGGAUCAGAGAAGACUGUUGGGGCGAUAGGACAAACACUCUUCAACUGGGUGAGAAACCAUCACCAUGGAAACCGAGGACUGGAAGAGAAGAGAGGGAGAAGUGAAUGCACUUGUAAACCAUGUCUAUCUAUCCCUUCUAAUCAUUCCUCUCCUUCUCUCUCAUCUCUGCAUGCAUCUCGCGCAGACGCUGAUGCGACUACUCCUUCUCGUAUCUAUCUCUCUUUCUCUCUCCCUUUCUAUCUCUCUUCUCUCUCCUAUUCACUCUCUCUAUCCCUCUCCUCUCUCUCCUCUCUUUUCUUCUCUUCCCCUCUUCUCUCUCUCUCCUCUCUCUCUCUCUCUCCUCUUUCAUUCUAGUUCCCCUGUCUAGGGGCGUAUGUGACAUAUUGCUGUAACCAGGUGGAGGCUAAGGUGAGUGUUUCCUCUCAACUUUCUUCCUAGGUAGGGAGUUUCUCCCCAUCGCUGUCAUCAUAUUAGGUUUGCUGUUUAUUGACUGAUUGAUUGCUACAUUGAUUUAUUGAUUGACUGACGGACUGAUUGGCUAAUAGAUUGAUUUGUCUUUUGCUUAAACUAUUGAUUGGUUCAUUGAUUGGUCCAGGCCCUGUUGGACCAGAAGCAGAAGCAGCGUGUUUGAUUGGUUGAUUUGAUUGGUUAAUUUGAUGAGUGGUUAAUUGAUGCACUGAUUGAAGGUUUAUUGAUUGGUCAUUAAGGCCAUGUUGGACAUGAAGAAACAGGAUAAGCGUUUGAUUGACUGAUUGAUUGAUUGAAUGAUUGUUGAUUGGUUAAUUGAUUGUAUUGACUAAGGCCCUGUUGGACAUGAAGAAGCAGCAGAAGCGAGUGGAGCAAUUCCUUCGUCUGUGCCAGGAGUCGUCUUUUAGCAGGAAGUUGGACCUCUGGAACUUCCUGGACCUCCCUCGCAGCCGAUUGGUCAAAUACCCGCUAUUGCUACGGGAGAUUCUGAAGAGCACGCCCCCAGAUCACCCCGACGAAGACACACUGCCUGACGCUGUGAGGACACACACACACACAUUGAUUGGUUGUUUCAUUCAUUAAUUUAUUGGCUGAUUGAUCGGUCCGGUCGCCUGAUUGAUUAGUUGAUUCACAUACACACACACACCUCACUCCCCCCCCAGUUGGAGUUGGUCCAGUCCGUCGUAUCAGAUAUGUUAUCCCCCCCCCCCAGUUGGAGUUGGUCCAGUCCAUCGUAUCAGAGGUGGACAGAAAGACCGGGGAGGCGGAGUGUCAGUUCUAUAGGCGGGGCUUGGCUUACCUGGAGGAGGGCCAACGGCUCCCUGAGAUCCAGCUGUCACGAUUCCUCUACUGCCACGGAGAACUGAAGAACAACAAGGGACAGGUACUGUCUGUCUGUCUGUCUGUCUGUCUGUCUGUCUGUCUGUCUGUCUGUCUGUCUGUCUGUCCCUCGUAAGCUCUACUACACAAGCUUCCAACUUACCUCACUUCAUUAUUGAAGUAUAAAAAGACGAGUUACCCGUUCACAGGGUUGGUUAACUCUUACGGUUCCUCGGGUCUCCACCAAUCACAGGGUUGGUUAACUCUUACGGUUCCUCGGGUCUCCACCAAUCACAGGGUUGGUUAACUCUUACGGUUCCUCGGGUCUCCACCAAUCACAGGGUUGGUUAACUCUUACGGUUCCUCGGGUCUCCACCAAUCACAGGGUUGGUUAACUCUUACGGUUCCUCUGGUCUCCACCAAUCACAGGGUUGGUUAACUCUUACGGUUCCUCGGGUCUCCACCAAUCACAGGGUUGGUUAACUCUUGCGGUUCCUCGGGUCUCCACCGAAUUAGGUAAAUUCGCCUUCAGUUUUAAUGUCCCCCGUUUUUGGAAUAACCUGCAGAACUCCGUCUUGAUUCCCUGGGCAAUAAAGGAGUCUAAUGUUAAAUUCGUUAAAUGAGAUUUGCAUUAUUUUUUUUUGUAACAGGGGAACCCAUUGAGACCAGGGUCUCAUUUUCAAUUUCAAGACAACAAAUUCAACACGAACAUACCAAUACAAAAUGUAUCAAAACUACAGGUUACAAUUUCAAAAACUACUAUUUCAACAUCAGUGGUGAGCAUAUGUGGUAUUGAAAUUGUAGUUUUUGAAAUUGUAACCUGUAGUUUUGAUACAUUUUGUAUUGGUAUGUUCGUGUUGAAUUUGUUGUCUUGAAAUUGAAAAUGAGACCCUGGUCUCAAUGGGUUCCCCUGAUUUAAACAUUUUUUUGUUACAAAAACAAAAACAAAUGUUAGGUGGCUUGGAGCCAGUGUUGUGUUUCUGAGGUAACUACUUUAUACAGUGCCUUCAGAAAGUAUUCAGACCCCUUGACUUUUUCCACAUUUUGUUACGUUACAGCCUUAUUCUAAAAUUGAUUAAAUUAAUUGUUUUCCUCAUCAAUCUAUAAUAUAAUAAUAAUAAUAAUAAUAUGCCAUUUAGCAGACACUUUUAUCCAAAGCGACUUACAGUCAUGUGUGCAUACAUUUUUACGUAUGGGUGGUCCCAGGGAUCGAACCCACUACCCUGGCGUUACAAGCGCCGUGCUCUACAGAGGACCACAAAACCCCAUAAUGACAAAGCGAAAACAGCAAUUUCUAAAAACCAGUUUUGCUUUGUCAUUAUGGUGUAUUGUGUGUGUAUAUACACUACCAGUCAAAAGUUUGGACACACCUACUCAUUCAAGGGUUUUUCUUUAUUUUUACUAUUUUCUACAUUGUAGAAUAAUAGUGAAGACAUCAAAACUAUGAAAUAACACAUAUGGAAUCAUGUAGUAACCAAAAGAGUGUUAAACAAAUCAAAAUAUAUUUUAUAUUUGAGAUUCUUCAAAUAGCCACCCUUUGCCUUGAUGACAGCUUUGCACACUCUUGGCACCUGGAAUGCAUUUCAAUUAACAGGUGUGCCUUCUUUAAAGCCAAUCAGUUGUGUUGUGACAAGGUAGGGGGGGUAUACAGAAGAUAGCCCUAUUUGAUGUCCAUAUUAUGGCAAGAACAGCUCAAAUAAGCAAAGAGAAACGACAGUCCAUCAUUACUUUAAGACAUGAAGGUCAGUCAAUACGGAAAAUGUCAAGAACUUUGAAAGUUUCUUCAAGUGCAGUCGCAAAAACCAUCAAGCGCUAAGAUGAAACUGGCUCUCAUGAGGACCGCCACAGGAAUGGAAGACCCAGAGUUACCUCUGCUGCAGAGGAUAAGUUCAUUAGAGUUACCAGCCUCAGAAAUUGCAGCCCAAAUAAAUGCUUCAGAGUUCAAGUAACAGACACAUCUUAACAUCAACUGUUCAGAGGAGACUGCGUGAAUCAGGCCUUCAUGGUCAAAUUGCUGCAAAGAAACCACUACUAAAGGACACCAAUAAGAAGAAGAGACUUGCUUGGGCCAAGAAACACGAGCAAUGGACAUUAGACCCGUGGAAAUUUGUCCAAAUUUGAGAUUUUGGGUUCCAACCACCGUGACUUUGUGAGAACGGGUGAACGGAUGAUCUCCGCAUGUGUGGUUCCCACCGUAAAGCAUUGAGGAGGAGGUGUUAUGGUGUGGAGGUGCUUUGCUGGUGACACUCUGUGAUUUAUUUAGAAUUCAAGGCACACUUAACCAGCAUGGCUACCACAGCAUUCUGCAGCGAUACGCCAUCCCAUCUGGUUUGGGCUUAGUGGGACUAUCAUUUGUUUUUCAACAGGACAAUGACCCAACACACCUCCAGGCUGUGUAAAGGCUAUUUUACCAAGAAGGAGAGUGAUGGAGUGCUGCAUCACUUGACCUGGCCUCCACAAUCCCCGACCUCAACCCAAUUGAGGUGAUUUGGGAUGAGUCGGACCGCAGAGUGAAGGAAAAGCAGCCAACAAGUGCUCAGCAUAUGUGGGAACUCCUUCAAGACUGUUGGAAAAGCAUUCCAGGUGAAGCUGGUUGAGAGAAUGCCAAGAGUGUGCAAAGCUGUCAUCAAGGCAAAGGGUGGCUAUUUGAAGAAUCUCAAAUAUAAAAAUAUAUUUUGAUUUGUUUAAUACUUUAUUGGUUACUACAUGAUUCCAUUUGUGUUAUUUCAUAGUUUGGAUGUCUUCAAUAUUAUUCUACAAUGUAGAAAAUAGUAAAAAUAAAGAAAAACCCUUGAAUGAGUAGGUGUGUCCAAACUUUUGACUGGUACUGUAUGUCCUCCUGUAGAAUCUCCAUGUGUUCCUGUUUGAGCUGUGUUGUAUAUCAUUCAUGUAAUAAAGUAUAGUCUCUUCCUGUCUGUAGAAGCUCCAUGUGUUCCUGUUUGAGCUGUGUCUGGUUCUGACGCGCUCGGUGGAGGACAGAGAAGGGGGCGUGGUCUUUCAGGUGUACCGCCAGCCCCUCCCCACCACCACGCUCCACCUAGAAGAGCUACCUGACGGGGAGGGCGGCGGGGGGGGAAAGGGGGGGGCCUUUUUUCAGGGGGGCCCCCCCCAAACCCCGCCCAAAAGGGUAUGGAGGGGAGGGGGGGGGAAAGGGGGGCGGUUUUUAAAAGGGGAAAAAAAAUUAGGGAAGGGUGAUUUUUUAAAUUUUUUUUAAAAAAAUAUUAUUAAUUUAAAUUAAAAAAUUAAAAAACGGGUUUUGGAAACCAGAUGAUGACUCUUUUUCCCAAAAAAAUUGGGGGGCCCUUUCGGGGGGGGGGGGAAGGAAGGGAAACCCGCUCCCCGGGUUGGGGGGGGGGGGGCGCGGGGGGAAAAGGAGCCGGGGCCCAGGAGGCGCUACCUUGAAGGGAAAGGGGGAAAAAAAAAGGGGGAGGGGAAAAAAGGGCGACCAAAGGAGGAGAAAAAAGGGAGAGGAGAGGAAAGGAGAGGCAAGGCGCAAAAGGGGGCGGGAAGGAGGGGGGCCCAAAAAGGGGGCGAAGAGGAAAAAGGGGGGAAAGAGCUGCCCUCGCGCCCCCCCAACCAAGGGGCCCCUCGGGGCCGGGGGCGGAACGGCGCUCGGCGGGAGGGGGCGACCGGGGGCCGGACCGAGGGGCGCGUUUCCGACCGGGGGCCCAAAACCCGGCCCCGACGCGAGGGGGGAGGCCCCGGCCCCAAAAGGAGGGGGCCCGGGGCGGGGGCCGGGGGGGAAAAAGGGGAGAGGAGGGGGGAAAGAGGGGGGGCCCGGGCGCGGGGGGCAAAAAAGGAGGGGGAAAAAAGGAGGGGCAAAAAGGGGGGGCGGGGCGAGGCCCCAAAAAGGGAGGGGGGUGGAGGGGGGAAGGGGGGGAGGGAAAGAAAAAGGGGGGAGGCCCCCAAGGAGAGAGGGGAAGGGGGAGGGAAGGGGGAGGAAAAAAAAGGGAAGAGGGGUGAGAGAGGGGAAAAGGGGAGGGCGCGAGAGGGGGAAGGGGGGAGAAAAAAGGCAAAAGGAGGGUGAACAAAGAGAGGGAAAAGAGGGGGGAAAAAAAGGGGAAAAAUUUUCCCUCUCUCUCUUUUUCCCCAAUUCUUCUCCUUUCUUCUCCCCUUUCUCCCCUUCUUGCUUUGUUAUGUUUUUUUCCCCAAUUUUUCUCUUUUCUUUUCCUCUCUCUCUUUUUUCCCCAUUAUUUUCUUUGUUUUCUGCCCGGGUUCUUUUUUCCCCUUCCCUCCCGUUGGUUGUCAGUGCGAAAAAUGUUUCAGGGGGGUCCAGUGGGGGGGCGUUUAA